Molecule: messenger RNA, 363 nt
Organism: Striga asiatica
Lineage: Eukaryota; Viridiplantae; Streptophyta; Magnoliopsida; Lamiales; Orobanchaceae
Source: the annotation of a GenBank genome assembly
AUGAAAGGAAGUUUGUGGACCUUUGAAAAACAAUUCAUGAUUUUGCGAGAGUGGGAGGGAGGAAUCUGCCAUAACUUGGAAGCGUUAAGUUGUAUAUGUGGAUCCAUAUAUGAAAUGAUCCAGUUCAUUGGUUGUCAGUUAAAACAGAAACCAAGAUUGAGGGAGUCUUCAAUCGAGUUUAGGAUGCACACGACACCAGUUUAUCUAGAAGGAAAAACUCAUUGGGUGGAAUUUAAAUAUGAGAAUCUCAUGGGCUUCUGUUACCAUUGCGCAAAGUAUUGCACCUGGCAAGAAAAUGCACAAAAAGACAGGUGGACUUCGAAUGUAAUUCCCUGGAGGAGGGACAAUAUGAAGAUUAGCUAA